Messenger RNA from Arabis nemorensis, 675 nucleotides. NCBI's taxonomy places the organism in Eukaryota, Viridiplantae, Streptophyta, Magnoliopsida, Brassicales, Brassicaceae. The record is from the annotation of a GenBank genome assembly.
AUGAGAUGGAAGAUUGGGUGUGGUAGCUCAUUGUGCCCAAGUGUCGUUUGUAAAAUCUACUCGCCGCCGGAAGGAAGAGGUGGCUCGUACCUCCGUCAGUUCCAUUCGUCUGUUGUCCGUCCGAUCUAUUCGCCGCCGUCCAGUGUGCAUCAAAUUUUUUCUCCUGGAAAGAUAGUUGGCUUGAGCUACUCCACUGAUGGAAAGAAGAAGGGGAAGGAUGAUAAUGGAAAGGAAGGUGGAAAAGAAGAGAAGGAGAAUGCUAAGGAAGAAAAAGAGAAGGAUCCAAAGGAAGAAGGAAAGAAGGAUAUGAAGUUAACAGCUAUGCCAUGUUUAUUUGAUGCAUCUGGUGACUUCAAAGCAUUGCUGAUUGAUGUCUUGCACAUAUUCUUGGUUUUUCUUGGCAAAUACUUUCCGAAAUUGAAUGCUUUAUAUGGCUCCUUGGUGACAUUGUUGAACAAGAUGAGAGCUGAGUUUGUUCUAAGAAAUACAGGGAAAGUCUUGGAGACCAAAGAGUUUGAUGGAACUACUGGCUCCUUCGAAAUUGCAAAAGUCAUUGUGGAUUUUGUAAUUGAUGGGUUGAGUUGGAUAAUCAAAGAGCUGUGGAAAUAUGUGAUUGCGAUUCUAAGCACUUUAGCACUUUGGAAGUAUUUUGCUGGUUGGGAUUCCAAAACAUGA